This is a messenger RNA of Manis javanica (Malayan pangolin), 1874 nucleotides long. It is a transcript of the gene PTRH1, whose product is annotated as peptidyl-tRNA hydrolase 1 homolog. Gene Ontology annotation, molecular function: peptidyl-tRNA hydrolase activity. The record is from RefSeq and is a predicted model, not a curated record. NCBI's taxonomy places the organism in Eukaryota, Metazoa, Chordata, Mammalia, Pholidota, Manidae.
CACCGCUGCCACCCAGCCACUUCCGCCCCUCAGAAGCAUGGCGGCCGCGUGACGCACCCCGCCCCGAGUUGGACGUAGGGGCCCUCCCUGGACAGGUAGCGACCGCGAUUGGUCGGGGCUGGCUGACGUCAGGGGGCGGUGCCCAGGGAUGAAUGGGGCCAGCAUGCCGCCACCCGGUCGCUUGCGCGCUGGUGUUUUGUUGAGCAGGGUCAUGAGCCGGUGCGCUUUGGAACCCCGGCCGCCGGGGAAGCGGUGGCUGGUGGCCGGUCUGGGGAACCCUGGACUGCCCGGCACGCGACACAGCGUGGGUAUGGCGGUGCUGGGGCAGCUGGCGCAGCGGCUUGGUGUGGCAGAGACCUGGGCGCGCGAUCGGCGCUGCGCCGCCGACGUCGCCCUUGCCUCGCUCGGGGAUGCCCAGCUGGUCCUGCUCCGGCCACGGCGGCUCAUGAACGCCAACGGGCGCAGCGUGGCCCGGGCCGUGGAGCUCUUCGGGCUGACUGCUGAGGAGGUCUACCUGGUGCAUGAUGAGCUGGACAAGCCCCUGGGGAAACUGGCUCUGAAGCUGGGGGGAAGCGCCAGGGGCCACAAUGGAGUCCGUUCCUGCAUUAGCUGCCUCAACUCCAACGCAAUGCCGCGGCUGCGAGUGGGCAUCGGGCGCCCGACCCACGCUGAUGCAGUGCAGGCCUACGUGCUCGGCUGCUUCUCCCCUGCUGAGCAGGAGCUGCUGCCUCCAUUGCUGGAGCGCGCCACUGACCUGCUCCUGGACCAUAUCCGUAAGCGGAGUGGGGGGCCCUUGUUGGGCCCCUGAUACCAGUGGACACGGCUGCCUGCCUGACUGCCGUGCCCACAACACACCCAGCCACGUCCACAGAGAUUCCAUGCCAACCUGUGAUAGCCACUUUUAUAUAACUCUUCUCUGAGCUGAUCCAGGUGGCCCACAGAUUAAAGGGGGGACUGUGGCCGGACUGGUCCAUUUCUGGGAUAGAGGGUUGGUCUUCUCUCUGUAUCUUACUUGGAAAGUAGGAAAACUUCAGAAAAGACUAAACUGUUUGAACUUUUUUGGAGAACCAGAGGUGUGGAUCUGUAAAGUUAAAGGUGCAGCUUGGAAGGUGAGGCCUCUGCAGGGGGUUCCCACCCUCUCCCUGCCUGUGGAGGAGGGGCCAACAGGCUUAAGCAAGCCCCCCUCCCCAGGAACGUGCAGGCCUGUCUUAGCCCACUGAGGCCUUGCCCCACCUUUUUUAGGCCCAUUUUACAGAUGGGGAAAUGGAGGCUUAGAGAGAUCCAGCCACAUCCCUGAAGCCAUAUAGCUGCAGCAUGCCAGAGCCUUGAUCUGUACCCAGGGCUGGCUGCCACCUUGCUGUCCCCUGGGGCCCCUGGCCCACUCACCUCAGAGCUGCUGUGUGCCUGGAAGUUUCGCACACGGUUGGUGUGUGAGAGCAGCCUGAGGUCCUCAGGGUUGGGUGGGAUGUGGUCCUGUCGAGGCACCAGGCCCAGGUCUCCCAGCCGAUAGGGUGCGAUGCUGGACAGCUGCUGCAGCACAGACUCCCCCUUAGGUGGCUGGGUGCUGGACAGACUGUGGGGAGGAUGCUGAUGAAAUCACCUCCAUUUCAUGGAUAGGAGACUAGGGCUUAGGGGUGGUCUUUGGGGAGCCAGAUUUCUGGCCCAGAGUCAGCUGAGUACAGCCCUUGGACAAGUUCCAUGGCUGCCUCUUCUGAGGUCACAGGCUCACUUACCUCUUCUUGAGCGUGCCAUUGGGCUGGUUCACCCGACGGGGACACACAGACACCUGGGGACUUCGGACUACGGCUGAGCUGAGCAUGGUCAGCAGCUGCUGCAGCAUCUCCUUGUGCUGCAGCUGGAACGCUACAUCAAAG